Echinostoma caproni is the source of this 669-nucleotide messenger RNA. The record is from the annotation of a GenBank genome assembly. Lineage: Eukaryota; Metazoa; Platyhelminthes; Trematoda; Plagiorchiida; Echinostomatidae.
AUGAAUGUUCGCCCAGCCACAACUCCGUCAGAUGGAACGCUUGUGACAGGCGAGACUUGCAUGCCCGGUCGAGGUGAAGUGUUGGUACGCAGUCCGUCGAACGGAGACCAGGCUGCUACUGCUGCUGCUGCUGCUGAAUCGAAUCCCGGUCGUGCGGUCAAAUCGAAAUCGGGCACAUUCGAAUCGCCUAACUGGUCCAGACAAAACGACCUUGAACCGCGCUGUGUGUAUCGAUUUAUAGCGGAUGUGGGAGAGAAAGUGCACGUCAAAUUUGAUCGUUUCCAGUUACGAGGUGAAAUGCCUUAUUGCUCCGAGGAUUUUCUCGACGUCUACGUUGAUGUGGCCUCAUCCUCGAUGGAUGUGGAUCGGGAGAACGCGUUGCUCACACAUUUGGUUUCCGGCGAACCACACACAACCACCCCGUUUUCUGCCGCCGUGUACUCCACCGUGCUCGAUCGAUCCGCCUUACUCGGUCGGUUCUGUGAGGCUGCACUGGCCGGAUCUCCAGUUGAGUUCAUCAGCUUGCAUCGAGAGAUUGUGCUGGAUUUUUACACUGGUUCUGAUCUGAAUGCGCUUACCGCCAGAUUCAACCAGUUUGGCUUCAAUGGAACGUUUGAGUUUAUCCAAGAUUGUGAGUUUCCAAUAGCAAUUUGGAAGUCUAUUCUGUGA